Fusarium redolens is the source of this 1162-nucleotide messenger RNA. RefSeq lists its product as uncharacterized. Gene Ontology annotation, cellular component: membrane. The coding region runs from base 249 to 869 and encodes 206 amino acids. Lineage: Eukaryota; Fungi; Ascomycota; Sordariomycetes; Hypocreales; Nectriaceae. The record is from RefSeq and is a predicted model, not a curated record. The transcript is spliced from 4 exons.
AUGAUAAGACAAGAAUCAAGAGCUUGAAUGUGAUGAAAACAUGAAAUAGUGCAAGGAUUGCAUCAUAAUAAGCUUAGAUGAAUACAUCCCCCGUUCGUAUCAAAAACACAUACACCAUCGCUUAUCUUUACAUUUCUCUGAAUACUAAGGGGUAAAGCCAUCCAGCUACUACAACUAUAUAAGAACUCCAAAUUCAAGUAACCCUACAACAUCUCAUUCCCAAUCAAUUACCUUUGAUCUACGUCAAAAUGGCUGAAUCUGGAGUUGCGCACAAAGUCAUUUCUGUUAUCCUCCGUCUCUCGGAGCUUGCCUCUGCUAUAAUCGUUCUGGGAAUUCUCUCACGCAUCACCUAUCUUGUUGGCCUCGCGGAAGCUAGUGUCGAUGGACGCAUUAUCUAUACCAUCGUUGUCGCAUGCCUCGGCAUCAUGUACUCCAUCUUCUUUUGCCCACCAUUCAGGAACAUGUUCUUAGGCUUCCCAUUCGACUUCCUGCUGUUUGUGAUGUGGCUCGUGGCAUAUUGCUUGCUUCAAACGAAGACAGGUAGUAGCUCUUGCUCUGCACGCUGGUAUUACGACUAUUGGGGCUACUAUUGGGGCCGUUUCUACAAAGUCGGACCCAUUGGGACUGUUUCCAUCAACGGAGCGGGUUGCUCCUCGUGGAGGACAGUACUGGCGUUUUCAUUUAUUGCUUGGUUCCUCCACCUUUUGAGUGGAAUACUUGGUGUCUACGUUUUCCGUACUUAUGUCAAACUCGAUGAGACAAAACGCGACAUCAAGAAUCAUGCGGAGAAGCUCACCAAACCUGACCCUCGAGCAAACGGUUACAACCGAAAUAUCCAGCAGCAGAAUAGCGAGACUACUAGUGUCUAGUUGUUACGGCUGUACCCGGUUAAGCAGGAUUGAGGAAGAGGGGCGAACUGCUGAGAAGAAAGUCAUAGCAGAGAAGGGUGUGACACUGUUUCAUUGUUGGAGGAGUCUAAUAAUCAGGCAAUGGCUCGGCAACGUAAUUGAAAUUAAGGAUCCAGCAAAUCGAAUUCGGAAUCUCAAACACUUAGUUAGCUUUGAAUACACUGACAGUACCAUGUUGCGACUUGCAUAGAAGGGAGAUCAUGAGGUGCAUCAGAACCAUAUCCAGAGUUUGAGCCAAUCAAGCGAGUCUGCAG